Galendromus occidentalis (western predatory mite) is the source of this 2038-nucleotide messenger RNA. Its product is annotated as zinc finger protein 497-like. The transcript has a single exon. Lineage: Eukaryota; Metazoa; Arthropoda; Arachnida; Mesostigmata; Phytoseiidae. The record is from RefSeq and is a predicted model, not a curated record. Bases 263 to 1705 code for a protein of 480 amino acids.
GAGAAUCCGAGACGAUGGCAUCGACGUCGAGCAUUGAUGGUUAGCCGCUCGAGUUCGCCCGUUGUAGUCUGUUCCGGCGAAAGCGAUAGCGCGGCAUGAAAGUUGACACCUGCUGACCUCAUCGUAGAAUAUUUCUCUUGUCAUAAGGCAGGAAUGUUCGACCGAAUGAACGAGCAGCCGACCGAGCGAUUGAGCGGGGGCUGUUGAACUCGAGAUGCACAUCGAGUUAAACUUGAUUUUGUUCUCGUGAAUUCCAGUCGAGAUGGAGAAGCGCAACGAGUCGGACGAACAUCCAAUCUUGCUCCAGACGACCGUAGUUAACCCGAGCACCGGACUGCCCAUCUGCACGUUGAUCAAACUGCCUCCAGGAACGACAAUCGAGAACCUGACCAACAGCUUCAAGAAAAAAAGCGUCGACGUGCGACCGACCUUGAAAAAAGAGGUCGUGGCCCUGACUCGUUUAGGAUCUGCCAGCCUAGUCGCUGCUGCUGCUUCGGCCGCAACCGCUUCUGCGUCCUCCGCUCAAGAGAGCUCGGACGAAAGCGUUGAGGACGGCAAAGCAAACACAAGUGACGAUUCGAUGGACGGCGUGAACGUCUCAUCAUGUGUGAGUGACGACACAAGAUCUGAAGCGGACCGUGAUAAUCUAGCGAGCCCGCCAAGCAGUCCGGGUGUAGCCACGAUCCUUUCGCUUAUUCCAGAGCCGCAGCGUGCCGGUUGCCACAACGGUCACAAGGCCACCAUCCUGGGCGGACGUUACGUGCUGCAGAAAACCAACAGUCGAGCCCGGUUGACGGGACCAUUUUUCUGCAAUGCCUGUGGACUCCGCUUCGAUUGGCACAGCAGCGCUCGGAUGCACCUGAACUUCCACAACCGCGACUUCGAGGCUUGUGACAAGUGUCAAAAACGCACUUCGCCCGAUAGCUGUGGAUCUUCCACUGAGAAAACGGGCCGACCGCCCCGCUGCAACGUGUGCAACAAAUCAUUCUACUUGUGGAAAACGUAUCUCGCUCACCAAGAAAAGCACAAAGAUAAGGUGAAGUGCCCACUCUGUUGCAAAUUUUUCCAAAGCCUCCACAACGUAGGCAGACAUUACUACGAUGAGCACAACGGCGUUCCCGUCGUAUGCUCUCUCUGCGGCAACGGAUAUCGGGCCUUCAAACAGUAUCAGAGCCAUGUGGAAACCAUGCACAUGGGCGAAGAAGAUGUCAAGGGAGCUCUCCAACCGAGCAACGACGACGCCAUCAACUAUUCGAUCGAUCUUCCGACCCUGCAACAGCUAGACCCUUCGAUCCGGAUUUUCUCCAGCGUCGAGCGCACUUGCCCAGUGCCGAAUUGUGGCAGGAUCUUCUCGACACAGCAUACCAUGCAACGGCACAUUUAUGAUGUUCACUGCAAUGAGCUCCUUCCGUGUGGACUCUGCGGCAACGCCUACAGGACUUACAGUCAAUUCGAACGUCAUUGUGAAGUUUUCCACGGAGAAAACUUCCGCGUUGAAUUGCCCGUCGGAGAGAUAAACGUUCCAGUGAAACGCAAGCGAGAGCGCGCCGCGGCCGAGAGCGAAAACGCUGGGAAAACUAAACGCCCGAAGAGCCGAGGGAUCGACGCCGAAGUCUCGAGCUCUGAAUCGAAUCCACCCGACGAACCACUCGACAUGACCGUGGUCAAACAGGAAUUGUCCGACGACGUGAUAUUGCCGGACUAGGCCUUUGAGGUCAGGAUUUUGAUUGCUUCACGUCAGGAGACCCGAUUGUAAAUAUCUGCGAAAGAGUCCAUCUUCUUCAUUAUUCACUCACAGGAGUGAUGGAUAUAAUGGUUUCUCGACGGUUUCCCUCCUGGUAGGAGAGAAAAUCGUCGACCGAUCUCAAGGACGCGUACAAGGCGAAAUGUCAUGACACUGGAAAAGUCUGGCUACCUGGAGCGAGUUCUGUCGAAUCAUUCCUCCACAGCAAUUCUCUCGAAUCCUUGAAAUGGUGUUCUCCUCCUACGAGGAGUCUGGAGUUCGUUUCAGUAUCGAGACUUCUUCAAUAAAUCUGAU